AUGGGGCAGCGUCCUCAGUGCCCAGCCCCUGCCCCCAGCAUUGACUCUGCGACUCUCUCCCCAGUGGAUGUGACUCUGGAUCCAGACACGGCAAAUCCCUGGCUCAUCCUCUCUGAGGAUCAGAAACGUGAGAGACACGGAGACACACAACAGAAUCUGCCCAACAAUCCUGAGAGAUUUGAUACAUAUCCCAUUGUCCUGGGCGCUGAGAGGUUCGCGGGCAGGAGGCGUUACUGGGAGGUGGAGGUGAGAGACAAGACUGAGUGGGACCUGGGGGAUGGGAAAUACAAAGCCUUCACCUCCCCCCUGACCCCCGUCCCCGUGAGCGUCAGGCCCAGCCGGGUCGGGAUUUUCCUAGACUAUGAGGCGGGCGAGGUCUCAUUUUACAAUGUUACUGACAGGUCCCGUCUCUUCACUUUCACUGACACCUUCUCCAGGACUCUCCGCCCUUAUUUCUGUCCCUGGGUCAGUGCUGGGGGUACAAACGUGGCUCCCCUGAUAAUCUGCCCGAUCCCAGCUCAGGCCGGAGGGAAUCUCUGUCCCUGACAGUGACCCCGCGACACAGACUGUCCCUUCCCAGCGCUGCUGCUCUUCCCGCCCCCUGUGGUGGGGGCCAGUUACUGCAGCAACUGGACUUUUUGUGCUGACCGGACA
Chrysemys picta bellii (western painted turtle) is the source of this 654-nucleotide messenger RNA. NCBI's taxonomy places the organism in Eukaryota, Metazoa, Chordata, Testudines, Emydidae. The record is from RefSeq and is a predicted model, not a curated record.